Molecule: messenger RNA, 2475 nt
Organism: Macroventuria anomochaeta
Lineage: Eukaryota; Fungi; Ascomycota; Dothideomycetes; Pleosporales; Didymellaceae
Exons: 4
Coding region: 1-2475 (824 amino acids)
Biological process (GO): meiotic mismatch repair; UV-damage excision repair; nucleotide-excision repair
Cellular component (GO): ERCC4-ERCC1 complex; nucleotide-excision repair factor 1 complex; nucleus
Molecular function (GO): protein binding; single-stranded DNA binding; damaged DNA binding
Source: RefSeq, a predicted model, not a curated record
AUGGAUGACAGGACCUCUCGCGCUGGCGACGCCGCCCGCAAUGCCAGCACAUCCACCGGCCAACCAACGCGUCCUAUGCCCUCUACCACCACGAACCCCAACGCGCCGAAAGUGCUGCAGCCGAAACCGCAGGCCUUACCCUCGCGCUCAGGCCCUAGCUCUAUCCUCGUUUCGCCGCGCCAAAAGGGCAACCCAAUCUUAAAUAGCGUCAAGUCGACUGCCUGGGAAUACUCAGACAUUCCUGCAGAUUACGUCCUUGGUGCUACAACAUGCGCGCUGUUCCUGUCGCUCAAGUACCAUCGUCUGCAUCCGGAGUACAUCUACAACCGAAUACGCGACCUGAAGGGCCAGUACGACUUGCGCAUCGUGCUGACUAUGGUCGAUGUCGAGAACCAUGAAGAUUCGCUGCGAGAAUUAUCGAAGACGUCAUUGGUCAAUAAUGUCACGAUAAUGCUGUGUUGGAGUGCACAAGAAGCUGGGCGCUACCUGGAGCUGUUCAAGACGUUUGAGCAUGCUGCGCCCACGAGUAUUCGUGCGAAGCAGUCGUCAACCUACUCUGAGAAUAUGGUGGAGUUCAUCACUGUGCCGCGAGGGAUCAACAAGACAGAUGCUGUUGGUCUGGUCUCGAACUUUGGCAGCAUUCGAACCGCGAUCAACGCUGGACCGGAAGAGAUUGGCUUGAUCGCAGGCUGGGGAGACAAGAAAGUGCAGCGCUGGUGCAAUGCGGUGAAGGAGCCGUUUAGGGUCAAGAAGGCUGCCAGACGAGGCCUUACCCGGGAUAACACCCAAGCAGGCUUGUCGAGGGAUGCCUCAAUGGCGGAGGGCGAGAGCCAGACACCAGGAGAGCCUGAUGUUCAGGCAAUGGCACGCCAGAGACUGGAGGAUGCUGUGCCGGUAGCUCUUGGGAUGCAGCAGGCUACUACAACCUCAGCUGCAAACACAGACGCAGACAGGCGGCCUUCUCACCGUCCUGCUGAAGUUCUGAAUGAGUUUGAGGAUGAUGAAGAAGCUCUACGAGAGAUUAGUCAUGCACCUGAGCCUGCUGCUCCAAGGCCUGCGAAGCGGAAACAGGCUGAAGAAGACGUUGGCGAGGGCGUCAUGGCCGCGCUGACUGCCUGCCUGACAUCUUCCACGCAACAAACACUCGACAUAACGACUUAUUUUUGGAGCGCCAAAGCCAACAUGCCUUUCGAAGCGCUGCCGGCUGAAGUUCAGAUUGAAGUAUUCAGCUAUCUCGAAGGUUCGAACCUCAAGGCUGUGCGUGGGGUUUGCCGUGCCUUCAGAGACAACGCUGAGCCUACCUUGUUUCGAUAUGUCAUUGCAACAGCACGGUAUCAAUCGCUCGGCGCCUUCCAAAAGAUAUCAUUGUUUCCUGUAUUCCAGAAGCAUGUCAGAGAGAUUAUUUUCGAUGGUUCUGUGUACGACCAGCUGCUUGCAAAGCAUGAGCCGUCCUACCAUAGGCAAGCCGCCAAGUUUCCCAACCUUGAACAGGGCUUUCGCUGGCAUAAGCACAGUCGAUGGAAACAAUAUGGCCAACUCUUCAAAGAGCAAGAAGAGAUGAAGAGCGACGGCGUACUCGUGCAUACCAUAUCACGGGCCUUGGAGUGGAUGCCAAACGUCACCUGCAUCACAUACUCACCGUAUCCUCGCCAUCUUCCGGUCGAAGUCAAAGAAAUGCGCGACUUGCUUCCAAGGGGUGUCUCAACCUCACCCACAGCUAGCUACACGUCCUCGGACCAUCCUUUCCGCCAACUAAUCGCUGCCCUGUAUAUGUCACAAUUCACUGGGAUUCGCGAGUUCAGGAGUGAUGGUCUUAACAUGGAUCCUGGCACUGAAUUUGCUCUUGGCAUCUUCGGUCUCAAGGAAGACGACAUGGCAGUCAGCAGGUUCCUAUUCCAGCGUCUUGAGAGACUUGUGCUGAACAUGGCACUGCGGGUUCCGGACGAGCAUCUGUUUGGGGAGAUUCUCGACAAGUUCGCUGAAUUGCUGAGGAUAUCUACGAAUCUACAACAUUUCCACCUCCACCCUACUCACUGGAGGUCAGAAAGAGGCGCCCAAUCUCUGUUCGCUCGUCUUGGCCUGGGGACGACAUGGCCCCAGCUGCAGUCUUUGAGCCUUAAAGAUGUACUUGCGGACGAAGAGGAGUUCUCCGGCACAAUUAAGCGACACAAAGAGACCUUGGGCAAUGUCAGGUUCAGCAAGUGCAGCCUCCUCAAAGGUGCUUGGGCUGAUGUUGUUGAUGAAGUGGUUUACGGCUCAAAAAUCUUCCCAUUCGUGUUGGAUCGCGUGAACGAGAGAGCGUUACCCAACCUUGACUACUCGUCGCUCAGCACAUCGGAAAAGGAGUGUUGGAAGUAUGAGGGUCAUGUCGAGGUGACGAAAGACGGUGACCGUAACUUUGUCGAAAGCAACCCUUCCAAGAAGUCUGUAUAUGACGCGAGAAAGCAACAGAAUGAUCUUCUGGAAAACUCCUGA